UUGAUUGUUGCACAGAAAAGACCGGUACGGUACUGCAAUUUCGGUCAUGUUUUUUCUUCAUAAUUUUCCUCUCUAAUUAAUGAGACAACUUGCUUUUAUUCUAAAAAACAUUUUCGUAAAGAAAAGUGGAUAAUUGUUCAUUAAGAGGGACUAUCAACGUAAACUAUAAAGUGGUUCUGUUCGAAUUAAAAAAAAAAAUGCAAAAAGCGUUACAAAGUGAAAGUUGACGAAGAAAAAUUAUUUUGAAAUCAAAGAGAAAUUUUGGAAGUUGGUCCUGUGCAAGAUAGAUUGAAAAUAUAGACAAGAAAUAGACGUUAGUGUCUCGAUUGCAGUGGUUUAUCACAUUUUAAAACUUUUGUUCAUAUUUUCGAACCGACUGAACAAAAGUUAGACAAAAAAUAUAAAUAAAUGAAAUAUCUACGAACCACAAAUCAAAUAGUGUGAAAGUUGUAUUGUUGGAAAGAAGUGAAAAAAAAAAAAAAAAAAACAAAACAAAAUUAAUUCCCUGCAGGAGUUAAAAUUAAAGUGGUUGGUGUGACAUAAAUGUGAUUCGAUCCAAACGAAUAUAAUAAACGAUUUCAUGUUGAAACAGCAGUUUAUUGUGCAAUGCCGUUGAGGAUUACCUACUAUGGAUUUAUGUGUUUUCAAUCAGAUUUUUAGCAGAACAUUCGGUAUUUGGUACGCGGUUAGGCACUGACAUACCUAAAGAGGCAAGCGUGGCGGGGGAGCAAGAAAGUCUCAUAGGCUCCUUGGGCCUGUGCCAUGCAUGCUGUUGCAGAUCGUGGGGGAGGAGGCGGCGGUGGGUCGUGGCGUCUGCCACCAGACGAAACUUUACAAGUAGCAGAUCCGAAAGACAAAAACGAAGAAGAUCUCGAAUACGACGAUACACACAACUGGAAAAGCAUUGUUCUAUCGUUACUCGUAAUCAGUUUUGUAAUAGCAGGCAUCGUAACAGCGAUAUACCUUUUAGGAUAUGUGGACGAGUUACUUUAUUGGUCGGGUCGUCGAAUGUUAUUAGAUGAAUAUUUGCAAGGUGAUUUGACGCCGAAUCGCUUACCACCAACUUGGGUAUCGCGUACGAAAUUUGUUUUCCAAUCAGAUGAUGGUGGUUUAGCUGUACUGGACACUGCCAACGAUUCAGUUAAUAUAUUGGUUACUAAUCAUACAUUGAGACAACUUAACGUAAAGGGCUAUCAAUGUACUGCGGAUUUGGGAUACGUUUUAUUUAAACAUAACGUGAAACAGGUAUUCCGGAAAUCAUUCACCGCCUAUUAUACCAUUUACGAUGUGACCAACGAUCAUCAUAUGCCUGUGCAGUUAAAGGAUUCACCGAAAACUCAAAGAACAAGACUUCAAUACGCCUCCUGGUUAGGCAAUACAACAUCAUUGAUUAUCGUUGUCGACAAUGAUAUGUACGUUAAGCAAUCACCAUCUGACGAAGAAGAUAUUCGCAUCACAUAUUCUGGACUACCUGAUCUCGUUUACAACGGUGUACCUGACUGGCUGUAUCAAGAGGAAAUAUAUUCAACGCCUGAAGCCAUAUGGAGUUCACAGGAUGGCUCACACAUUAUGUAUGCAUCAUUUAAUGAUACCAACGUUGGUAUGAUGACAUAUCCAUGGUUCGAAUCAGGUGCUGUAAUCGCUGCCGGCGGUGUCGGCAGCGGAAGUACAUUUCCGGAAACAAGAAGUGUUCGUUAUCCGACACCAGGCACCGUCAAUCCCGAUUCACGUUUAUGGGUGGUGGAUUUAACGAAUACCAGUGAUAUUCAGCGUUGGCAAGUGACGCCACCGAUUGCCUUGGAUGGACAGGAAUUUUAUGUCACCUCAGUUAGUUGGGUUCAAGGAAAUCACCAAAUAUCCGUUGUAUAUAUGACAAGAUCCCAAAAUCUGAGCAUUAUUUCAUCGUGUUUCUCGCCAAAUUGGACAUGCAUUGAGACACAUUCGGAACGUGCACCUGAGGAUGAAUGGUUAGAUAUUUUACCACAUCCGGUCUUCUCACCGGAUGGCGAUAGUUUUUUAUUGCUGGCUAGCAUACAAGAAACUGGCACCGAACAUUUCACUCAUAUCAAACACGUUACGAUAACACAACAAAGGAUUUCUGUUAUUUCACAUGGUCGAUACGAGCAAGUAGCUGUUACGAAUGGCAGACAUCAGGUUCUCAAAAUACUCGCAUGGGAUACAGUCAACCAUUUGGUGUAUUACAUGGGAACGCAGGACAAGAAGCCCGGUCAAAUACAUCUGUAUAUUGUAAAAGAUCCGGUCAACGAUGACAAUCGCAGAGCCGAACCUUUAUGUGUUACAUGCGAUCUCGGUGACGUAUUGUGGACUAGUCGAUACUAUUACAUAAACUGUUCCCAUUUCGAUGCCUUCGUUAGUCCAUUGUCUUCCAUUGCAACUGAAAUCGGUGUAGAUUAUUAUAUAUUAGAGUGUCUAGGUCCAGGAUUACCACUCUCGGGUGUUCACAAUGCGCAAACUCAUCGUUUGGUUCGAAUACUAUAUGAUACCAGACCGUUUCAAUCCGAAACCCUACAACGGCUAGCACUGCCGACACAGAAGUCAUUCGAGGUCUUACUGCAACAUGGUACAAGGGCAAACGUUCAAUUACUAUUGCCACCUAGUUGGAGGGAAGAGCUUCGUGAUGCAGCUUUUCCAGUUUUAGUGGAAGUAAAUGCAAGACCAGGCUCGUCGUCCGUAUCCGAGAAAUUUCGUGUCGACUGGGGAACGUAUAUGUCUAGCCGAAACGAUGUUAUUUAUAUUCGUCUGGAUGUGAGAGGAGCCAAGGGACAAAGCAAAAAGGCCUUAUAUCGACAUUUAGGUGGUGUCGAGGUUCAAGAUCAAAUAAAUGUCUUGAGACACCUGUUGGACAAAUACAGCUAUUUGGAUGAAACACGCGUCGGAGUAUGGGGUUGGGGUUACGGUGGCUAUGUAACUGCAAUGGUUUUGGGCACACAACAAGAUGUGUUCAAAUGCGGUAUUGCAGUUUCUCCCAUAUCAGACUGGCUGUACUAUAAUUCGGCCUUUACGGAACGCGUUCUAGGCCUUCCUGUAGAGAACUAUAAAGGUUACGUCGAAGCUGAUGCGACACAACAUGCUCGACAUAUACCGUCUUAUUCCUUUUUCCUGAUUCAUGGACUGGCUGAUAUAACGGCGCCUUAUCUACAUGGAACGCAAAUGGCAAGAGCCCUCACCAAGGCUGGGGUAAUAUUUCAAUAUCAGACAUAUGCAGACGAAGGUCAUGAACUGAGCAAUGUCAUCGAACAUGUAUAUAGAUCUAUGGAACAUUAUCUUAAAGAUUGCUUAAGCUUAGAUUCCGAUGAAACGAAGCCUAGUACGACGUGAAUAAAUUAAAAGCAAACCAAACAGCAAAUGCAAAACCAAAUUAAUAAAAUUUAGACUAAAUUUGCGAAAUAUUCGACCAAUUGAAAUUCUAGCGUUCUCCGAUUUCAAAUUACUUUAGCUAUUUUAAAAGCUUGGAUUUUUCUGGGAGUAACGUAGUACUUGCUUUCCCCUUAGACACUUUUGUUGUAGGUGUUGUUGAAAAAAAAUGCAAAUCCAACCGCUGAAAAUCGAUGAUAUUACAAUUAAAAUGUCUUUUACUUAUUUAUGUUACCGACUCAGAACGCCAUUAAAAUUUACUUUUUU
Molecule: messenger RNA, 3642 nt
Organism: Bradysia coprophila
Lineage: Eukaryota; Metazoa; Arthropoda; Insecta; Diptera; Sciaridae
Product: dipeptidyl peptidase 4
Biological process (GO): proteolysis
Cellular component (GO): plasma membrane
Molecular function (GO): serine-type peptidase activity; dipeptidyl-peptidase activity
Source: RefSeq, a predicted model, not a curated record